CAUACAUAGGAGUGGCGGUAUUUCAUGAAUUUCCUGUCACCAAAGCUGACUCCCCAGUUAUAUUUCAACCGCAUAUAAUCGAAAACAUUAUAUUAUCAGUAGUCAAUCUUUUUUCGUGGGGCUAUGUGACUCUACUCAGCCAACGAAAUAUUUAGCUAUAAUAAUGCUGUCACUAGUUUCACAAAUCUAAAUUAUCCACAAAUAUGAGUAGACUGCUAAUUACAUAAUUAUGAAUUAUGUCAGAAUUGUUCACUUGUAAAACAUAUUUUGAUAUUUAUCCAUAAAUGAGAGGCACUCGUUCGUCGACUUGAGUAGUUUCCAGGUGAUCUACAAUUUUGCAUUAUUGCGUGCCGUCGGCAGUGGGGAGGGCGUGCAAGAAUAUGGGACACACAACAUCGCUCAAUUCGCAAAGUGACUGUGCGCUGUACUGGUUAGCAAGUGCUAUGCAGUGUGCAAGCGCGUUCCUGUAAACAGACUCAAUGGUUUAAAUAUUGUGUUUUUUACAUCACAUUUACAUUUACAACUUCUUCCUGUUUACAAAAAGGAGCCUUUAUUGGGUUUUGAUUGCUACAAAAAACAACAACAACAACAACACCAACAAAAAGGAAUCUACUUCGCUUGUCGACGGGAUACUUGGCGACAUUGCAUUCAGUCCAAGACUAUGAAUCUCCUUAUGGCCGUUGGCUGUGGGUCAGACUCCUGAGGCAUGGCCAGGGUUCGAGCCACUCGGGCCGGGCCGCUGCGGUGAUGCCACGCCUCUAGGUGGAUCCGGCCCCGCCCCCCACCCCAGUGCCCACCUCAGCGAUGUGGGCACAUCCUACCGCUGUCUUCCUCACUGUCUUCAUCCUGUGCAGAACACAGCUUACGGCCGGGAAGACCGUGAAAGACACCGUGGAGGAAUGGAGCAAAUAUCGGACUGAAUGCCUGCUGAAAAUGAGCGUGGACCCCACCCCCUCAGGGUUAUUCUGUCGCCGUAUGUUUGACAUGUACGCCUGCUGGACUGACGGACAGCCCAACACGACGGUCCGAGUUCCGUGCCCCUGGUACCUCCCCUGGCACGAUCAAGUGCGUCAUGGCUUCGUGCUCCGUGAGUGUGGGCCGGACGGGCGGUGGGCCACCAACAGCACCAGCCUCACCUGGCGGGACCACUCCCAGUGUAGCGCGGACGACAGCCAGCAAACCGCACAGGAGAACCAGAUGAUGAUCUUGGCCUACUUCAAAGUGAUGUACACUGUGGGCUAUUCCCUCUCACUCAGCAGUCUCACCCUUGCCCUUGUCAUCCUGCUGAUUUUCAGGAAGCUGAGGUGUACUCGAAAUUACAUUCACACCAACCUCUUCAUCUCCUUCAUCCUGCGAGCAAUCUCCAUCCUCACACGGGACGCCCUGCUCAGGAGGGACACCCCGGAGUUCCGGGACGACCGCGACGUGUCCAACGUGCUGAGCGAUAAGGCUCUGUCAGGUUGCCGGGUGGCCCUGGUACUCAUGCAGUACUGCGUCGGGGCCAACUACUUCUGGCUGCUGGUGGAGGGGCUGUACCUGCACAACCUCCUGGUGCUCAUGGUGUUCUCUGAGAACAGCUACUUCUCUGGGUACCUUGUCGUCGGCUGGGGGACCCCUGUCCUAUUUGUGGUCCCCUGGAUUGUGGUGCGGUACCUAUAUGAAAAUACAGGGUGCUGGGAGAUAAACGAGAACAUGGCUUACUGGUGGAUCAUCCGGUCCCCUAUUUUACUGGCCAUUUUGGUCAACUUUUUCAUAUUUAUUCGAAUCAUACAAAUCCUGGUCUCCAAAUUGAAAGCACACCAGAUGAGGUACACCGAUUACAAAUUCAGGCUGGCCAAAUCCACCCUGACUCUCAUCCCCUUGCUGGGCAUUCAUGAGGUGGUAUUUGCUGUCAUGACUGAGGAGCAGAUGGAGGGGACGCUUCGAAAUGUCUACCUCUUCUUUGAGCUCUUCUUCAACUCCUUUCAGGGGUUUUUUGUGGCCAUCCUGUACUGUUUCGUCAAUAAGGAGGUGCAGUCAGAGAUUAAGAAGAAAUGGCAGAGGUGGAGGCUGGGCAUGAGCAUUUUGGACGAGCAGCGUAACACCUGCAGCAACACGCCACAAGGGGGCGCCAGCGGCUCCCUUUGCCAGCACGAGCCUCCCUGCCAGCCGGGCGCAGAGCACCCCGACUGCCAAACGGAGUCGCAGAAAUUCACCUCGGACCUCUCCGCACCGAGCCAGCCCCACCCUGACUCAGACCCUGACCCCCACCCCCACCCCCACCCCCACCCCGGGGCCAAGAAGGGAAAGACCUACUGCUACAUCUCUGCAUUCAAGCAGGAGCCCAACGGAAGGGAGGGGCAGCAGCAGGGCAGCAGCGGGGAGGAGAGCGCCGCCAUGCGCUACUCUGAGAGCUACUGCUGAGCGGACCACUGCGCCCAGUACAGCCACACCUGCACCCAGUACAGCCACACCAGCACUGGGACCACUGCACCCAGUACAGCCACACCUGCACCCAGUACAGCCACACCAGCACUGGGACCACUGCACCCAGUACAGCCACACCUGCACCCAGUACAGCCACUCCUGCACCCAGUACAGCCACACCUGCAUUGGGACCACUGCACCCAGUACAGUCACACCUGCACCCAUUACAGCCACACCUGCGCCCAGUACAGCCACACCUGCACCCAGUACAGCCACACCUGCACUGGGACCACUGCACCCAGUACAGCCACACCUGCACCUAGUACAGCCACUCCUGCACCCAGUACAGCCACACCUGCAUUGGGACCACUGCACCCAGUACAGUCACACCUGCACCCAGUACAGCCACACCUGCACUGGGACCACUGCACCCAGUACAGCCACACCUGCACUGGGACCACUGCACCCAGUACAGCCACACCUGUGCCCAGUACAGCCACACCUGCACCCAGUACAGCCACACCUGCACUGGGACCACUGCACCCAGUACAGCCACACCUGCGCCCAGUACAGCCACACCUGCACUGGGACCACUGCACCCAGUACAGCCACACCUGCGCUGGCGUUUGGGCCCGUCCUGAGCUCGCACCUCUCAGUGUGCUAGUGGCCACGCCCAUGGCCACGCCCAGUGCUGCCAUGAUGUCACAGACUUCAGUGCAAUAGCCACAGCAGCUCGGCCUGCAGGGGCUUCACAGAUGUGGAAAUGCAGGCAGCGUUGGGCGGGGCUUCUGAGCUUUUGGGCCACCCCUGCCUGCCCCCCCCCCCUCGCCUGUUCAUUCACACCCUGUUCUUCUCUCUUUUUGUCUGAUUGUGGGUUUUUGUUUUGCUACCUCUUGCUGUGUUCUUGGUAAACACCUUAGUUCUACAUUGCCACAUUUGGAGGAAAUUGUUCCCAGAGCACACCAUGCAUGGAGUGGACAGCGCCACUCAGGCUGUUUCCCAGAAGUGACUCAGACCCCUGUGCAAAUGGGUUUUCAGCCUAGCACAAGCAACAGCCCAGAGUCUGUGGGUCACUUAACUAAUUGCCUGCAGAUGUCAGUCACCAUAGUACCCAUAUCAAUGAAACCAGAUAGACCUGCACUUGUUGAGUUUGGACCACGAGGGACUAUCUGGGUUCUGUUAUCAUGGCAAUCAAACUGAAGGGGGCAACAUUGUGUUCAUCCAUAUUGUGAUAUACAAAUGUACUAAAUAUGUGUGUCCCGUAUUGCUACCAGAUUAGCAGGUUAGUUGCAUUUAUGUGUGAUCUGAUUCUGUAGUCCUGUCUCCAGCUGGAAAGUGUCAAACAUGUUGUUUUAUCAGCUUGAGAGUUGCAUUUUUGAGCACGAUAAACAAAUGCACUUAUGGGUUACUGCAUGAGAAAGUAAAGCCAAGGACAGACAUGUGGAUGCGUCCACUGGAAGGGCUGAGCACUUCCCCUGGGAUCACAUUCUAAUCUUUAUUGACAUUUCUUUACAAAUAACAUCAAAUUAAUUGUCAGAUCCAAAUAGAAAACUCAAAACAUAGUAGCACGAUGCACUCCUGAAAACUAAUGGUGGAAUCAGCAGUUCCACCGCUACAAAAGUAAGAGCAUUUACCACUACACUUUCAGUUCUUUAUCUGUAACUCAAUAUUGUGAAAUUAAAUUACUCUUCUUAAUGUCCUGUCAAUCAAAGAUCUACCUGUC
Molecule: messenger RNA, 4129 nt
Organism: Anguilla rostrata (American eel)
Lineage: Eukaryota; Metazoa; Chordata; Actinopteri; Anguilliformes; Anguillidae
Gene: gipr
Product: gastric inhibitory polypeptide receptor
Exons: 14
Coding region: 805-2403 (532 amino acids)
Biological process (GO): cell surface receptor signaling pathway; adenylate cyclase-modulating G protein-coupled receptor signaling pathway
Cellular component (GO): plasma membrane
Molecular function (GO): G protein-coupled peptide receptor activity; peptide hormone binding; gastric inhibitory peptide receptor activity
Source: RefSeq, a predicted model, not a curated record